GCGCAGCGCCAUGGCCAGCGAGGGUCGCGAGGGCGAGCACCCGUCCGUGACACUCUUCCGCCAGUACCUGCGCAUCCGCACCGUCCAGCCCAAGCCCGACUACGGCGCUGCCGUGGCCUUCCUUGAAGAGAGAGCCCGCCAGCUGGGCCUUGGCUGUCAGAAAGUGGAGGUGGCACCUGGCCAUGUGGUGACCAUUCUGACGUGGCCAGGCACCAACCCCAGACUCUCCUCCAUCUUACUCAACUCCCACACUGAUGUGGUGCCUGUCUUCAAGGAACACUGGAGUCAUGACCCCUUUGAGGCCUUCAAGGAUGCUGAGGGCUACAUCUAUGCCAGGGGUGCCCAGGACAUGAAGUGUGUCAGCAUCCAGUACCUGGAGGCUGUGAGGAGGCUGAAGGCUGAGGGCCACCAUUUCCCCAGAACCAUCCACAUGACCUUUGUGCCAGAUGAGGAGGUUGGAGGUCACCAAGGCAUGGAGCUGUUUGUGCAGCGGCCCGAGUUCCAGGCCCUGAGGGCUGGCUUCGCCCUGGAUGAAGGCCUGGCCAACCCCACUGAUGCCUUCACUGUCUUUUACAGUGAGCGGAGCCCCUGGUGGGUGCGGGUCUCGAGCACCGGGAAGCCAGGCCACAGCUCAUGCUUCAUCGAGGACACAGCAGCGGAGAAGCUGCACAAGGUCGUGAGCUCAAUCCUGGCUUUCCGGGAGAAGGAGAGGCAGAGGCUGCAGUCAAACCCCCACCUGAAGGCAGGGGCUGUGACCUCCGUGAACCUGACCAAGUUAGAGGGCGGCGUGGCUUAUAACGUGGUACCUGCUACUAUGAGUGCCAGCUUUGACUUCCGUGUGGCACCGGAUGUGGACCUGAAGGCUUUCGAGGAGCAGCUGCAGGGCUGGUGCCGGGCAGCUGGUGAGGGGGUCACCUUUGAGUUUGCUCAGAAGUGGACGGAGUCCCGAAUGACAUCGAUUGAUGACUCAGACCCCUGGUGGGCAGCAUUUAGCGGGGUCUGCAAGAACAUGAACCUCACGCUGGAGCCAGAGAUCUUCCCUGCUGCCACGGAUAGCCGCUACCUCCGUGUGGUGGGGGUCCCCGCGCUGGGCUUCUCACCCAUGAACCGCACACCUGUGCUGCUGCAUGACCACGAUGAGCGGUUGCAUGAGGCCGUGUUCCUCCGUGGGAUUGACAUAUACACGCGGCUGCUGCCUGCCCUGGCCAGUGUGCCUGCCCUGCCCAGUGACGGCUGAGUCCCAGGAGCGUCCACCGGCCCAGUGUCAAGGACCCCUCUGCCCCCCUGCCCAACAAUAAAGUCUGCGUGUGGACAGAGGCCAGUUCUGAAGUACUAAGAGCAAGGAC
Molecule: messenger RNA, 1346 nt
Organism: Odobenus rosmarus divergens (Pacific walrus)
Lineage: Eukaryota; Metazoa; Chordata; Mammalia; Carnivora; Odobenidae
Gene: ACY1
Product: aminoacylase 1
Exons: 14
Coding region: 11-1237 (408 amino acids)
Biological process (GO): amino acid metabolic process
Cellular component (GO): cytoplasm
Molecular function (GO): aminoacylase activity
Source: RefSeq, a predicted model, not a curated record